GGUUGACCGGUUUAUCCGCCAUAUUGAAUUUAGUCAAGGGAAAAAAGUGUUUUAUCCCUUUACAUCUGCCAUCUUAACAACCAUUAUACGUUUUUAUACUACGAUUAUUUAAUCCUCGUUAUUUUUACAAUGUGGAAGAUUCGUGAAAUUCAAGAUAAAGUGACCAAUAUGGUCAUGAAUUAUUCCGAAGUCGAAUCGAAAGUAAGAGAAGCGACAAAUGAUGAUACCUGGGGCCCUCACGGAACUUUAAUGAGCGAAAUUGCGAAGUACACUUACACGUACGAACACUUCCCCGAAGUCAUGUCAAUGCUUUGGAAAAGGAUGCUUCUUGAACGAAAAAACUGGCGUAGGGCUUACAAGUCGCUUUUACUACUUGCGUAUUUAAUACGCAAUGGAUCUGAAAGAGUUGUAACGAGCGCUAGGGAUCAUAUUUACGACAUGAGGCAGUUAGAGGACUAUCAACACAUCGAUGAACACGGAAGAGACCAAGGCAUAAAUAUUCGGCAUAAAGUAAAGGAAUUAAUCGAGAUGGUCAAUGAUGAUCAACGUUUAAGGGAGGAAAGGAAGAAAGCAAAGAAAUCGAAAGACAAGUACAAGGGAGUUUCUAGUGAAGAAGUGUCUCGCAAAUAUGAUUACAGUGAUCGGUACAGUUCUGAACCAAAAAAUUUUGAUGAUGCUUAUGAUGAAUUUGAAGAAAGAUCAACUCGUAAAAGCUCCAUAAGAAAAUUCAGAGAACGAGCAUACUCAUCGAAUAAUGAAUAUAGGGAUGAAGUGUCAAGUAAAAGUGACGAGGAGGAGGGCGAGGAUGCGCUCAAGCCAAAACAACCCAUUCCUGCUAAGGAGGAAAGUCCUAUUGUUAAAAAAACUGUUCGUAAAGUUAAUCUCGGUGCUGCAGCCAAUUACGGUCAGACGCAGAAGGAAACUCCUAAAGUUGAGGAGAUGACUCUGAAGGAACAGGCACAAAUGUCGCAAAAUUCCGCUUCCAACGAACUUGUGGAUUUGUUUUCUUCGUCGGAAAUUCGACCGGUGGCCAGCAGCAUUCCUCCAUUUCAGUCUGCUCCUGGUCAAAAUGCUGAUGGAUCGUUUGGAACUUUCGAAUCGGCAAACAAACAGAACGGAAACGAUUUUGCAGAUUUUACAGCAUUUUCUGAAGCAAAGUCUACUUCGGUUAAUGAUGAUUUUGCAGAAUUCAAAUCCUCCGGUCAUUCACAGCAAUCAACUAAAAACAGCGAUAAUGUGGAUCUUUUUCAAGAUUUCACGUCUGCGUCAAGCUCAAAUCAAGAUCUUUUAUCAAAGCCGACUGGAGUUUCCGGUAACCCUUCCCUUGGUUUUCAACAGACAAAUCAACCGAUGCAACCAAUGACUAUGUCAGCAUCGAUGCAGCCAGCCAUGAUGCCGGUGUCUUCAGAUAUGACAUCAGGAAUGAUAAAUCAUCCUGGUAAAAUGGGCAACAUAAUGAAUGGUUCACCUAUGAUGCCAGGCAAUCAAGGAGGAUCUUUGAUGAGCAGUGGGCAACAGCCUAUGAUGGGAGGUGCAUAUACAUUCGGUAAUCAACCAAUGAUGAGUGGAGGUCCAACUAUGGUUGGCGGAAGUAACAUGAUGGGCGGAGCUUAUACUAUGAGUGGACAACCCAUGAUGGCAGGGACACCCAUGAUGGGUGGAGCAGGAAUAAUGGGUGCUCCCACAAAUAUGAUGGGAGGAGUUCAAUCUAAUAUGAUGGGAGGGGCUCCUCCUAAUAUGAUGGGUGGUUCUACGGCAAUGAACUCGUCUUCAUUGAUGGGAAAUGUGAUGGCAUCCUCUCAAGCUAAUGUUAUGCGAGCACAGUCAAAUGUGCCAAAAUCAUCUGAUUCAAAAGUUCAACAAGGAAAGUCUUCACAACAGGUUUCAAGUACAAAAUCUACCACUUGGUCCAACAGUGGUGUUGACAUAAGUUUGGAUAAUUUAGCACCAAUGUCCCAUAAAGAAAAACCAGCACAACCAAGUAUGAACCAGUUGUACAUGCAAAAUUCGCCUCAAAUGACGUCACCGAACACCGCUUACUAUGGCAACGGUGGCAUGCAGCCAAUGAUGUACACUGGUAAUCCUUUGGGGAUGAAUAUGAACAUGAGCGGUAAAGCCUUUAGGCAAAUGAACAUGUCGACACCCCCUAACAUGAUGAACAGGGGUAUGAUGGCACAGGGGGGUGCGAUGAAUAUGCAACAACCAGGAAUGGUCGGAGCUAAUCAGAAUUUUGGUAGAGUAAUGCAAUUCAAGUAAUUUAUAAACAAUUAGACAAAAUGAUAUUUUUCUCAAUGAUUUACAUAUGUGCCUUCGUUUAUAACCAGCUACUAACGCAGGCGCGCAAGUAAAGAAUAAUGAAAAUUGUGUGUUGAUAAUUGCACGAGAUUUUUUCACAAUACUUCAUGUACAUGAAGGUAGUUUUGACUUUGUAUCGUACAUCCAUACGACUGUUUUUAAUCCUAGGCCUGUUCUCUACAGUUGAUUGGUUUUGUAUAUGUGACCGAAUUCUGCUUGGCAGAUUUGUUUAAUACUAAUAACGUGAAGGAAAUGAAUUAAUAAUUCGACAAAAUUAAAAACAACAAAUAUUA
Messenger RNA from Xenia sp. Carnegie-2017, 2588 nucleotides. Its product is annotated as clathrin interactor 1-like. The record is from RefSeq and is a predicted model, not a curated record. The transcript has 8 exons. Gene Ontology annotation, molecular function: phospholipid binding; clathrin binding. The coding region runs from base 130 to 2256 and encodes 708 amino acids. Gene Ontology annotation, biological process: endocytosis. NCBI's taxonomy places the organism in Eukaryota, Metazoa, Cnidaria, Anthozoa, Malacalcyonacea, Xeniidae. Gene Ontology annotation, cellular component: plasma membrane; clathrin vesicle coat; endosome.